AUGAAGCCUUUUAAACCAGUAAGUGUUAUUCUUCCAAAUGACUAUAGUCAAAGUGACAAAGAUGGUAUGGAUAAAACUUUUCAAGACUUGUUGAUGGCUUGUCGAUCUGGUGAUCUUGAAAGAGUAGAAAGUUUAGUUCGUAAUUAUUCAGCACCUAUCAAUAAGACAGAUUUUUGGCAAUGUUCGCCUUUAUAUUUAGCUUGUUUAUGUGGACAUUACAAAGUGGUGUCAUUUUUACUGGAGAAUGGUGCCCGUUGUGAGCGAGAUACUUUUGAAGGGGAACGUUGUUAUUAUGGAGCACUUACUUCCGAGAUAAGGCAACUUCUACACGAUUACAAAUUUAGUAAAGCUGUAGAUGAAAGCCAGCCAUAUUUCAAAUUUUUGGCCACGCUCUACGAUCGACCACUUAACACAUUUAGUGAUGUGAUAUUCAAAUUAAAAACAUUGACCUUUGAUGAAGAAAUUCAUGCGCAUCGAUGCAUUCUUUACGCUCGGUCAAAGUACUUUGGCAAUAAAUUAGAAACUAUAUGGCGUAAUUAUGAGGUAAUAGAAAUUCGAGAUCCACAAUGGCAUCCAACAUGUUUCCGUAUAAUUUUAAGAUAUUUAUAUACGAGCGAAAUCAUCACAGUUGACAAAGAUUUAGGAUCUAAAAUGAUAACAAUGUGUCGACAAUUUGAAUUAUAUAAUUUGGCAGAACGUUAUAAUAUUGAUAAUAAGAUUUUAAAAAAAGAAGUUCAAGAAUUUGAUAAGUUAGAAUCCCAAGGGCUUCGGCGAGAUUUUGAAAAUUUCUUUAGAAAUAUAGUAUUAAACAAUAAAAAGAGCUUGGAUGAUAUAACAGGAAAUUCCGAUACAAACUCGAACAAUAGUGGAACAUCAAUAUUUGCACAAGCAGAUAUUUGUAUUCAAAUAGGACGACAGAUUUUUCCAUGUCAUAAGGCAUUCCUUACUGAAAGAUCAGAGUAUUUAAAUAUAUUAAUAACUGGACCAUUUGCAGAAAGUCAACAGAUGGAUACUUUCGAACAGGAUGAUCGUCUUAUACCCAAAAUAAAAAUUUUAGAUGAUUGCACAGCGGAUGUAUUUGCAUUAAUAUUGGAAUUUAUUUACACAGAUAAAUGCGAUAUUCCUCCAACACUUUCGCAUAAAGUCCUUAUCGAAGCUGACAAGUUUUUACUUGAUAAAUUGAAAUCACUUGCAUCCAUUGUUUUGACUAAUCAGUUAGAACCACUUGAAGAUAUUUAUAUGUUGAUGCGAGCAGCACUUGAUCUAAAU
Messenger RNA from Scutellospora calospora, 1269 nucleotides. The record is from the annotation of a GenBank genome assembly. Lineage: Eukaryota; Fungi; Glomeromycota; Glomeromycetes; Diversisporales; Gigasporaceae.